Plasmopara halstedii is the source of this 1606-nucleotide messenger RNA. RefSeq lists its product as uncharacterized. Lineage: Eukaryota; Oomycota; Peronosporomycetes; Peronosporales; Peronosporaceae. The transcript has a single exon. The record is from RefSeq and is a predicted model, not a curated record. Bases 1240 to 1431 code for a protein of 63 amino acids.
UCUACACUAGUCCUGGCCCGCUUCCUGCUUAAAAUUUGAAGAUGUUGGUUGUUGGUCUCAAAGAUUUAUUUAGCAAUGGCCGAUGUCUUGCAGCUAGAAAGUGGUGCUGCAGUGCGCAAGAAUGAUCAUUCAGCAAGUUGGCACGAUCGUAUACGCAUAAAAUUUUGCGAUUGCUUGUAGCAACCGUGACACAAGUGAUGCCGUAUCAGCACGGUUAAAUGAUGUUUUCAUUGUAGCCAUCUCUACGCAAGCGAUCAAAUGCUGUCUGGGAUAAGUAAGAGCUUACAUAUAAGCUGAGUAACACUCAUAAGCACAUGCCCACACAAAGCCGAGUUGUGACCAUUUUCCGUCUUGUAAGCUAGAGGUUGCCACCAUCAUCCAAAUAUUCGUCUUUAUCAGUCCUGCAAGCUGCCGUAACUUAGGCGCAUUAAUAAGGAUAUUCGAGUAUUAUAUAAGAGUUAAUUUAUCCCUUUGCCGACUUGUGGAUACGCUUGUAUAUCAAUUGAAUGCCGCAGGCCGCGACAAAUUGCACAGUUGUGUUGCGGUCGGCCAAUGACACACGCAAGCACACGCUUCUUAAACAGCAAUUCUUGUGAGUAAAGGCAAAAAUAGACCUCGAGGUACUGCAAUUCGGCCAUACGUUGCAUUUGCAAGUUUCAAAAUCCUUUCAGCAUAAUCCACAAGAAUGAUAGAGUGUUGCUCACUGUGCUGAUGUAUAGAUUUUAUUCACCAGGCAAUAUUAAGACUUGAAGAUCCCACAUUUUCAUACUAUCAAUGUUCUCGGGAAUUAAUCAAGACGAAAAGCUGCAAUUUAGCAGUGUAUUUGACCUCGCGCCAUUAACGACUAUUUCAGUGCCGCGAAUAUCGGUCAAGAUAGUGUCGGCUGUACAUGCCAAAUGACAUAUACCUUGAUCAUCAAUUUUUAACGCAAUUCUGAGUCGUUGUUCCCUCACUUGAAUCUAAUUGUGUCAUGAGCAUAUUAAUUUCAUUAGGUCCGUUGCGAGCUUUUUUCAUUUCGCGCAACAAUGUACCAGGGGUUAAAUAACAAGAUUCCGGCUUUGUACACACGUUGUGCUGGUAGAAUUCAAGAAAUGGCAUUAUAAGCUCCGCCGGGGAUCCUUGUCACCCCGUCUUCAUCGCUUUGUUUGACGCGACAAAAACCUCCACGUGUUAACAAGCUUGGACCUUUUGAUCCAAUACUCACCUUUGGUAAGGUUUUUAGUGCUUUCAGCAGCGUCGAUGCAAUCACAAGCAGCAUAUUAUCAUUUCCACUCAUCUCCAAUUAAAAUUUUAUCAAAGUUUGGAGAUAUACCACCGAGUACCAGCUGCAACAUGUUUUUCCAGACUUUUGUAAUCUCAUAUAGCACGAAAGACGCGAUACUGAACCAGAAUCCCCACUCUGAGCCACGCCACCUCAUCUCGAAGCUUUAAUCAAAAUCAAAGGCCGUUGGGCGAUUAAUUAUGGUCACAGCGAAAAAAAAAUGAUGGUAGAUGCGGACGUAUCUUUACUAUCAUGCUGGUUAAGAUACGUGUCAUUAUACUAGUUAUCUUAAAUAAGCUUAUCUUAAAAAGUACUUAAUAUCUUCUAGAGCGUGGAAGAGUCGAG